AUGGCCACCCCCAGUGUUCUCACCUUUGACGCUGAGGGUCGGGCUGUUGACUUUGAGGUCUGGGUAGAUGAUCUGCAGCUUUUCCUACAGUGCGAUAGGGCAGACGGUCUCUCCCUCUUUGACCUCACUUCUGGUGCCUCUCCUGCCCCUGCUGCUGAUGCUGACCCCACUGUUCGCUCACAGUGGGCCACGCGCGAUGCUGCUGCCCGCCUUGCUGUGCGCCGCCACUUGCCGACCGCUGAGCGUGCGCACUUUAGCCAGUACAAGAGUGCUAAGACCUUGUACGACGCUGUCGUUGCACGCUAUUCUUCCCCUGCCACUGCUGCACUUAGCCGCCUCAUCCUACCGUACCUCUUCCCUGACCUCGCCGCUUUUCCCACUGUCGCUGACCUCAUUACGCACCUUCGCACUAGUGACACUCGCUACCGCGCUGCGCUUCCUGCUGAGUUCUGCGCCAAGAACCCCCCCCCCAUGUACAUCACCCUCUACUACAUAGUCACCCGGCUCCCUGACACCCUUCGCUCGGUCAGGGACCACUUCCUCUCUGUUUGCCCCACCACCCUCACCGUUGACCUCCUCGAGGAGCGCCUUCUAGCGGCAGAGAAGAGCAUAGUCGCUGUAGGAGCCUCUCGUGGUGACCCUCGUGCCCCUGUCUUUGAGGGGUGCUCCCCCUCUCCCCUCCUGCCCUCUGUUGCCUCUGCUGCUGCGGCCGACCUCGUUGGUCUUGAGUCGGUCGCUGCGGCGUCUGCCCCUAGCGGGAGACGCCGCCCUGGCAAGGGCUAUGGGGGCAAGGGUGCUGGAGGAGCUGGCGGGGGCGGUGGAGGCGGAGGUGGAGGUGGUGGAGGGGGUGGGGGUGGCGGUGGGGGUGGUGGCGGGGGUGGGGGCGUCGGUGGCGGGACUGGAGGUGGAGGUGGAGGCGGCGGUGGCGGUGGGAGCGGAGGUGGCGGUACUGGAGGUGGUAGCGGCGGAGGAGGAGGUGCUGGUAGGGGUGGCGCUGCACAGAGGGUUGGCUCCGGUGGUGGUGCGCGCCAGCAGCAGCAGCAGCAGCAGCGUACUCGUGAGACCCCUUCCCCCCAGCAGCUUCGGGCCAUGGCUGCAUAG
Messenger RNA from Closterium sp. Yama58-4, 1101 nucleotides. NCBI's taxonomy places the organism in Eukaryota, Viridiplantae, Streptophyta, Zygnematophyceae, Desmidiales, Closteriaceae. The record is from the annotation of a GenBank genome assembly.